GGCUGGGACCCGCUGUCACCGCGCCUCCCGCCGCGUGCGCCACCCGCGCGGCUGCCCUCUGUCUGCCCAGACCCGACUCUCUGGAGAGCUCAACAGUGAUGGAGUUCAUGAGCACUGGGAGUGACAACAAAGAGGAACUCGAUCUAUUAAUGAAACAUUUGAAUGUGUCCGAUGUGAUAGACAUUAUGGAAAAUCUUUACGCAAGUGAAGAGCCAGCGGUUUAUGAACCCAGUCUGCUGACCAUGUGUCAGGACAGUAACCACAACGAGGAGGAGCGGUCUGAGUCUCUACUGCUCAGUGGGCAGGAGGGGCCUUGGUUGUCCUCAGUCAGAUACGGGACCGUGGAGGACUUGCUUGCUUUUGCAAACCACAUAUCCAACACUGCGAAGCGUUUAUACAGACGCCGACCACAAGAAUCUGGAAUUUUGUUAAAUAUGGUAAUCACUCCUCAGAAUGGACGCUACCAAAUAGACUCUGAUGUUCUGCUCAUCCCUUGGAAGCUGACCUACAGGAACAUUGGCUCUGAUUUCAUUCCUCGGGGGGCAUUUGGGAAAGUGUACUUAGCACAAGAUAUAAAGACUAAGAAAAGGAUGGCAUGUAAAUUGAUCCCAGUAGACCAAUUUAAGCCAUCUGACGUGGAAAUCCAGGCUUGCUUCCGGCACGAGAAUAUCGCCGAGUUAUAUGGUGCCGUUCUAUGGGGUGAAACUGUCCACCUCUUCAUGGAAGCAGGUGAAGGAGGGUCUGUCCUGGAGAAACUGGAGAGCUGUGGACCCAUGAGAGAAUUUGAGAUUAUUUGGGUGACAAAACAUGUUCUCAAGGGACUUGAUUUUCUGCACUCAAAGAAAGUGAUCCACCAUGACAUUAAACGUGAGUUAUCUUUGGAUGUGUCCCUUUUUGGCUUACACAGACUAACCCGUGAGGGGGUCAGACUGACCUUCCUGCUUCUCUUUCAGAUCUACAUGAGUCCGGAGGUGAUCCUCUGCAGGGGCCAUUCGACCAAAGCGGACAUCUAUAGCCUGGGAGCUACGCUCAUCCACAUGCAGACGGGCACCCCGCCCUGGGUGAAGCGUUACCCGCGCUCUGCCUACCCUUCCUACCUGUACAUAAUUCACAAGCAAGCUCCUCCUUUGGAAGAUAUUGCUGAGGACUGCAGUCCAGGUAUGAGAGAGCUGAUUGAGGCUGCUCUGGAGAGGAACCCCAAUCACCGGCCUAGGGCAGCAGACCUACUGAAACACGAGGCGCUGAACCCCUCCAGGGAGGACCAACCCCGCUGUCAGAGUCUGGACUCUGCUCUCUUUGAGCGGAAGCGGCUGCUGAGCCGGAAGGAGUUAGAGCUUCCUGAGAACAUUGCCGACUCUUCAUGUACUGGGAGCACUGAGGAAUCAGAGAUGCUGAAGAGGCAGCGUUCUCUCUACAUAGACCUCGGGGCCCUUGCUGGCUAUUUCAACCUUGUCCGGGGUCCACCGACCCUAGAGUAUGGCUGAUGGCUGGUGGCGUCUGCCCUGAAUUAGGACUCAAUAUUCAUAGAUCUCUGGGAAGCUGAUUCUGCUGACUCUGCACAGGGUCUCCAUCGAGGGAAUUGUAUGUUUAUUGGCUGGGCUCCUCCGACUCAUGAAUGUGAUUCCAUGUGACUUCUGUGAGUUGAUGUGUGAAGCUACCCUUGGCCACUAGGCUGGAAAGUUCUCAUUUCUCAGGUGAUAUGCCUGACUCUAAGGAAGCUGAGAGUUCAUGGAAGGAUCAUUUCUCAGUGACUGAUUCCAUCCACUGUGCACUUUGCUCAAAAUUUUAAGAAUACCAAUCACAAGAAUAAUAUAUUAGCCUACAAUGACUGUUCUUGGUUCUAUUAAUAACUUAACUAAGGGAACCUCUUUUAACUCAGUGUAUAUAUGGUGUAUAUUGGUGUAUAUUGUACGAUAACUCUUCAAGCCUUUGUCUAUAAAUGCUGAUAGAAAUGAAAGUCCUUAUAUUUGGGGUAAAUAGAACAACUUGAAUAUUAUAGUGAUAAGCUGAACUAGUGUCUUAAAAAUGGCUCACCGAUGAAUUGGGAGCCAUGUGACAGCUGCCACUAGUGACAGGUUUGGUUAAGUUCCUAUGGAAACAUUUUGUACUGUACAUGCUAUGCUUCAGACAUUUGAAACAUGAUGUUUUGAAUGUGGAUAAAACUGUGUUAAACCACAUAAUGUUUGUACAUCCCAAAGGAUGAGAAUGUGACCUUUAAGAAAAAUGGAACGUUUAUAAAUUCUUAAUGAUGCUACUUUUAUAAUUCUUCUCUAUUUUCUUGAAAGCGUUUGUAUAUUAAAAUAGCAUACUGUGUAUGUUUUAUAUCAAAUGCCUUCAUGAAUCUUUCAUACAUAUAUAUUUUUAACACUGUAAUGUAUGUGAGUAUUCCAAGUAUGUUUUUACAUCAUGCAAAUGAAAAUGAUACUUUUAUCCAACAUGACCCGUCAAAUCAGCUGAAUAAAUUCAGUAUUUUGCCUGAA
Odocoileus virginianus texanus is the source of this 2480-nucleotide messenger RNA. The record is from RefSeq and is a predicted model, not a curated record. NCBI's taxonomy places the organism in Eukaryota, Metazoa, Chordata, Mammalia, Artiodactyla, Cervidae.